Lingula anatina is the source of this 1754-nucleotide messenger RNA. RefSeq lists its product as uncharacterized. The record is from RefSeq and is a predicted model, not a curated record. Lineage: Eukaryota; Metazoa; Brachiopoda; Lingulata; Lingulida; Lingulidae. Gene Ontology annotation, biological process: regulation of alternative mRNA splicing, via spliceosome.
CAUCCGCCAAACUAUUAUGCGUGCAACACAAAAUCGUAUGUACAACGAAAAACGAGUUAUAGUACUUACACCAUGGAGGCCCCCAAAAAGCACUAUGGGUUGCUUUUGCCAAAGAAGACACACAAAGUGACCACCUCCUUCCAACCAAAGCCAUCAAUAUUUGGAGAUGACAGUGAUGAAGAGACCCCACAAGCAACACUGGAGAAGACUCUUAAGAAAGAGGCACACAAAUCCAAAGUUAAAAGACAGACUCAGCUUGAAAUAGACCAGGCUUUGGCAGAUGACCCCACAGUGUAUGAAUAUGAUGCAAUCUAUGAAGACAUGCAGAAGGAGAAAGCAGCAAAAAUUCCUGCUGUUCAGAAAGAAACUGAUAAAAAGCCUAAGUACAUCGCCAAUCUGCUGAAGCAAGCAGAACUGCGUAAAAGGGAACAAGAGAGAAGAGUUGAGAGACAAGUCCAGAAGGAGCGUGAAAAGGAAGGAGAAGAAUUUGCAGACAAGGAUGCUUUUGUGACAUCAGCAUAUAAAAAGAAAAUGUUAGAGUUGCAAGAAGAAGAGGAAAAACUAAAAAGACAGGAAGAAAUGGAUGCCAUGAUGGAUGUGACCAAGCAGAAAGAUCUGAGCGGGUUCUACAGACACCUGCUGAACCAAACUACAGGAGAGGUCACCAAACCUGAAGAAAAAGUGAAAGCUGAAAGUGAAGAGACUGAAGUUAAAGUGGAGGAUCCAAAAGAAGAAAGUGGUGGCUUGAAUUCCAAAGUUAAACAUCGGGAUCAAGGAAAGCAAAGGAGUUAUCGUCAGAGAAACCGGAGUUCCAGCAGAGACAGUACACCUGAGCGAAUGGAUAAAGAGGAAGAUGUUAGGCACUCUCAAAGAGAGCACUCUUCCAAAGAGAGAGUGGACAAGGACUCGGAACAAAGAGAUCAUAGCAGGGACAGUUCACCUGAUGAACGCAGGCUGUCUCGUGACAGGAGGGACAGAUAUGAUGAUAGACAUUCAAGAGAUGGAAAGAAAGACAGAAAUAGAGACAGAGAUAGAAAAGACAGAGAUAAACACAGAGAUAGGAGAGAUAAGGAGAAAGAUAGGGAAAGAGAUAGAAAGAAUGAUAGCAAAAGCGGAGAAAGGAAUAAAAGCAAAGACACUGGCAGAAAAAUGGAAACUGAGAAAAUGGAAGUAAACAGGAGGCUUUCCCAGGAUGAAGUAAAGAAAGAUAGAGAAAGAAGGGAAACCCUGAGAGACACAGCCAUGGACAAAGCACCUGAAAACCCAGAUGAAGAUCUUGACAGAGAUCAGACAAGUUCAGAAGAAGAAGACGAUAUUAAAAAUAAGAGAAAAGAUAAAGAUAAGCAUAGUGGCAGUAAGAAAGCCCUUGAAAGGGAAGGUGAUAAACAGGAUGAAAAGAAAAAUAAAUAUGCACGUAGAAAUGAUGAACAGGCUGUAAGUGAUGCGAAGGCCAGAUACUUAGCUAGAAAACUAGCAAGACAAAAUGCAGAGUAAAAUAUGUAGCCAGAGAUGCAGUAUUUUUAUGUGCAGUGUACUGAAGUUUUUUGAUAAAGGAUAAUGCAACAAAUAUGGAAAGCUAUUCUUGGUGGAUGUUUCAAUAGACAUUUUAAGGAAUAAAUUCAAAAGAAAAGAUUUUGAAUUUAUUUGAAUGAUGAAAUAUAUUGUUUGAAAUAUAUUGUUUCUUAGGAGUCAUAGUUGAAUAAAGAAUGUCAUUGUCUGCAUAGUUUUUUUACAUCUUAACCAAAUAAACUGUA